Spinacia oleracea (spinach) is the source of this 2133-nucleotide messenger RNA. Its product is annotated as probable protein phosphatase 2C 27. Lineage: Eukaryota; Viridiplantae; Streptophyta; Magnoliopsida; Caryophyllales; Amaranthaceae. Gene Ontology annotation, biological process: protein dephosphorylation. The transcript is spliced from 4 exons. Gene Ontology annotation, molecular function: cation binding; protein serine/threonine phosphatase activity. Bases 532 to 1722 code for a protein of 396 amino acids. The record is from RefSeq and is a predicted model, not a curated record.
UUCAUUUUCUCUCUACUUUCUCUCUCCUCUUCCCCUACUUUUGUGGCCGACCUCACAGCUUUCUCUCUCCUCCCCGCGUCUCAAUUUUUGGUGUUCUUCGUGUUUUUCUCAAUCGUCAAAUUUUGUGGAUUUUCUCUAUUUUCCCUCUUUUUUAUUACGGGAUUUGGAAUCAUUUUUAUCUAUCUUAUCACUUUCUAGGGUUUCAUUUCGAUUCAAUUAUUUCCCCCUUUUCUAUUUAUUUAUUUAUUUAUUUAUUAAUUAAUUUCUAUUUAGGGGAUAACCAGUUCUUUAUUUGAUGGUUUCUACCGAGUUUGAUCAUCAAUUCCGGAAUCACAGGCUGGAUUUGGUAAAUCAAAUUCCUAUUUUGUUGUAAAUUUUGUAGAAUUAAUUAGGUUUUGUGAUCUAUUGUUGAUUCUGGGUUUGAGAUUUGAUUGUUGUAAUACGUAGUUUGUAUUUGAGUGAUCGAAUUAUUGGGUGAUAUUUUAAUUUAAAAAUAUCGUGGAUAUUGAUAAGUUUGGGGGAAGAUUUUGUAUGAAGGAGGAAAAGGUGAAUAUAUGUUUGAGAGAGAUCAUGGCAGCAGGUGCUGAAUUUUCAACAACAUUUACAAUUAUAGAAGGUAGUUAUAACAAGGAAAAUGCAUCCAAAAUCAAGGAUGAUGAGUGUUUGGAUGACCUGAAGCAAACAAGCAAUGCUAAGCCGCCUAGGCAUAUCUCCGUCGUGCGGCAUUCCAUGGGCUCUAUCACACUUACCCCGGCCGUUGAGAUGGACUCGGAUGAUGGGUCUCUUUGCAGUAAAACAGCAUCCGAGGGAAAAUCUGGGUUUCUACCUGUAUAUCGCUCUGGAAGCUGCGCUGAAAUAGGUCCAAAGCAGUACAUGGAAGAUGAACAUGUUUGUAUCGACAAUCUCCGUGAACAUCUAGGCGCAUCUGAUGAUUUCCCUUGUCUUGCAGCAUUCUAUGGGGUAUUUGAUGGUCAUGGUGGAACAGAUGCAGCUUCCUUUGUUUGUGACAACCUUCUUCAGUAUAUAAUCGAGGAUCCACAGUUUCCCGUUUCUUUGGAAAAGGCUGUUAAGAGUGCCUUCAUUAAAGCUGAUUAUGCCUUUGCUGAUUCUAGUGCUCUUGACAUUUCUUCUGGCACCACUGCUCUGACUGCCCUUAUUUUCGGAAGGACAAUGCUAAUUGCUAAUGCUGGUGAUUGUCGUGCUGUAUUGGGAAAACGAGGCAGGGCAGUUGAGCUAUCUAAAGAUCACAAACCAAACUGUUCAUCAGAAAGAGUUAGGAUUGAGAAACUUGGUGGUGUAGUGUAUGAUGGCUACCUAAAUGGGCAGUUAUCAGUAGCACGUGCUCUUGGAGAUUGGCAUAUGAAGGGGCCGAAAGGUUCCUCUUUCCCUUUAAGUGCAGAGCCUGAAUUGCAGGAACUAGUUCUGACCGAAGAUGAUGAAUUCCUUUUACUAGCCUGUGAUGGUCUUUGGGAUGUGAUGAGCAGUCAGUGUGCUGUAACAAUUGCUAGGAGAGAACUGAUGCUUCAUAAUGAUCCAGAAAGAUGCUCAAGAGAACUUGUUAGAGAGGCACUCAAGCGCAACACAUGUGACAAUCUAACUGUUGUAGUAAUUUGCUUUUCAGCAGAUCCUCCAUCUAGGAUUGAGAUACCUCCCACUAGAAGGAGAAGUAUAUCAGCUGAAGGUCUGAAUCUAUUGAAGGGUGUAUUGGAUGGUGUCUCGUAAGUGAGUGUUUGAGCUGAAGCUGUGAAAACUUUACACAAAAGAAUGGAGGUUGCUUUUGGUAUGAAGCGAUUCAAAAGGCCUAAUUGGAUUUCAAUUAGGGCUUGUCUAUUAAGAAGCAAACUGCAAACAAGUAAAAGGAUAUACAACGAUACAAAUUGGUAACCCUUGAAUGCUGUUGAGGUGGGACAAAGUUAGGAAUCUGAAAUUUUUCUUUGAGAAAGUUGCAGAUACGCCUAUUCUUAAGGUUGAAUUGCAUCCCAACUUAGAAUUAGUUAUGUAGAAUGUAAUUAUUCGGCGAUCAUUUUUUUGUGCAUCAGGAAAUAGCAGCAGAGUUUAUUUAUGUUGUACAACCCCAGGAUAAUUGUUUAGUGCUUGUAGCUUAAUAGAACCAUUAUUUCUCGUCUCCAUUGA